This is a messenger RNA of Macroventuria anomochaeta, 1625 nucleotides long. Its product is annotated as FAD/NAD(P)-binding domain-containing protein. Gene Ontology annotation, cellular component: Rab-protein geranylgeranyltransferase complex; cytoplasm; cytosol. Gene Ontology annotation, molecular function: GDP-dissociation inhibitor activity. NCBI's taxonomy places the organism in Eukaryota, Fungi, Ascomycota, Dothideomycetes, Pleosporales, Didymellaceae. Gene Ontology annotation, biological process: vesicle-mediated transport; small GTPase-mediated signal transduction; protein geranylgeranylation. The transcript is spliced from 3 exons. The record is from RefSeq and is a predicted model, not a curated record. The coding region runs from base 292 to 1587 and encodes 431 amino acids.
CCACCAUGGAAACUCUCGACAAUACUGCCUGGGAUGUCCUGAUUGUAGGCACGGGCCUGCAGCAAUCUCUGCUCGCUUUGUAGGUCGUCUCGAAGCGUGAAGGGUGUGGCGCGGUCUGACUGACGCCGCACCUGAAGAGCUUUGUCACGGUCGGAUAAGAAGAUCCUACACAUCGACGAAAACGACUACUAUGGCGGCGCUGAGGCGGCGUUCAGUCUGCAGGAAGCUGAGGAGUGGGAGAGAAGGGUGAAUGAUGGUGCAACUGCUGCUGCCUUCGACAAGGUCGCUAUUAUGAAGCCCGAGCCGACCGACAGUCAGAACGCUCAAGGCAAACUGAGCUUUUCGAGAGCGUACAGCUUGGCGCUCAGCCCGCAGAUCAUCUACGCGAGGUCGACGCUGCUCCAGCACCUUGUAUCGUCACGGGUCUAUCGCCAGCUCGAGUUCCUGGCCGUUGGUAGCUGGUGGGUGUACACGCAUGAUCAUCUGGGCAAAGCUACAGGUGGCGACGUCACAUCCAAGAAGCUCCUCAAAGUCCCGAACGGGCGCGAGGACGUCUUCCAGGACCACCAGCUCGACUUCAAGGCCAAGCGGGCGCUGAUGAAGUUCCUGCGCUUCAUCACCGAGUACGAGGAGCAGACGGAGGUCUGGAAUGACCACCGUCAACAGCCGUUCCCAGAUUUCUUGUUGGAGCAGUUCAAGAUCCCUGCGACACUGCAAGGUCCGCUGCUAGCGCUCGCCUUGUCACCAUCAAGCUCAUCGCAGACCACCACCGAGUUCGCGCUGCCACGGAUUGCGAGACACCUUCGAUCUAUCGGCAUCUUCGGAGCUGGCUUCGGCGCCGUCUUGCCAAAAUGGGGAGGGCUUGCUGAGAUCAGCCAGGUCUCGUGCCGAGCUUGCGCUGUUGGUGGGGGCGUGUAUGUCCUUGGAAAAGGCCUGACGUCUAACACUGAAGCCUCGACAACCUCAGAGGGCGAGGCAAAGCUUUACCUGAAAGACGGUGAAGCUGUCACUGCCAAGUGGGUAGUCGGUGGAAGCUCAUCAACCACCGGGGAGGACUCGUACUGCAGAUUGACUGCCAUCGUUGCAUCACCCCUUGCACCCCUCUUCUCGCCCAUCGCAGAGGAAGCACCCGCGCCAGCAUCUGCUGUCAUUGUCUUCCCAUCUGGGUCGCUUUCACUAGACGACUCAAAUGAAGAGCUACCCCCAGUCCACAUUUUCGUUCACUCGAGCGACACCGGCGAAUGCCCAUCCGGUCAAAGUAUACUCUACUCAUCCACAUCGUUAAGCUCCGAAAUGGGCUUCGGGCUUCUCAGAAAGGCUGUCGAUGCGCUGCUGGUGGCUGUCGAAGUAACGCCCAAACCGGAUGUGCUUUGGUCGAUACAGUACCAGCAGCACGCUUCCUCUGGCACUGAGACACUACCUGCUGGAAAUGAGCAUAUUCUCGGCUUCCCGCCUCCGUCGAUGGACUUGGCGUUUGAUGAUGCCCUACUCGACAAUGUCAAAGAAGUGUGGCAGAAGAUUGUUGGUGAGGACGGUGGAGAGUUCCUCGUCUUCCAGGACAGAGAGGUUUACGAUGACGACGAGUAAUAUGAUACAAGAACGAGAUACCAUACACAACCACCAAC